UGCGAUUGGUAGACGUGAGAACGUCGGGCGUUCUCGACAGGCUGGCUGAGCGCGGCCCCGGGUCAUGGGAGCGAGCGGGCCGAACGUCGCCGCCGCUGUCGCCCUCGUGUCAGCCCCGCCCCUGCCAUCGUGAGCGCGCUUCGCUGCUGUCCUCUUCUCCCCUGCUGCUUGCCUUGGCGGCGUUCCCUGACAGGAGGUGAGAUGGCCCCGCGCAAGAGCCCCAAAAGCGGCAGCCCCGGCCCUGGAGCCAGGAGAGAGACAAAACAUGGAGGAAACAAGAAUGGCAAGAAAGAAGGCCUUUCUGGAAGUUCAUUUUUUACAUGGUUUAUGGUAAUUGCAUUGCUGGGAGUGUGGACGUCGGUUGCAGUGGUUUGGUUUGAACUUGUAGAUUACGAGGAAGUUCUAGCCAAAGCAAAGGACUUCCGUUAUAACUUGUCAGAGGUACUUCAAGGAAAACUUGGGAUCUAUGAUGCUGAUGGAGAUGGAGAUUUUGAUGUCGAAGAUGCGAAGGUUUUGCUAGGCCUGACCAAAGAUGGCAAUAAUGAAAAUAUUGAUUCACUUGAGGAAGUCCUUAAUAUUUUAGCAGAGGAAAGCUCUGAUUGGUUUUAUGGCUUCCUCUCAUUUCUCUAUGAUGUAAUGACUCCUUUUGAAAUAAUAGAAGAAGAAGAGAGCGAUGCAGCAGAUGAUGUUGAUGGACUUAAAGAAAAAUAUGUCCCAGAACAGACGGCACCAAAAGAAGCUGAAGACGUGAUUCAAGCUGCAGAGCAACAACAUCUUAAAGCAGAACACAGGAGCAUUGAAGUAGAACCUGAAGAUGAAAUUGAGUCUUUGCUACGAGAAGUUCUCAAGUCACAACUUGAAACAGAUGAAGAUAAUGUUUAUGAAGAUACAGAUACUCAAGAAGAGAACAGUGAAAUGCCUGAAGAUACUGAGGAAGUCCCCAUAGUAGAAGAGGACUAUGAAGGAGAAUUGGAAGAUAAAAUGCCAGAAACAUUAGAAACACCAGGAUCCAUUCAGGAAGAACCUGCAAGUGAUGAUCAACCAGAAGAGCCUGAACCAGAUGAUAUUCAUGAUUCAUAUGAAUACCACACAAAUGUGGAAGAAAACACAUAUGAACCUGAAGGCCCAGAUGAUCUAACUUUAGAAGAUGCUCUGGAAGAUAAUACAGAUGCUGUUUCAGAAGAUGCUGAACAGAAAGAUUAUGUGGAUGAACAUGAGUUGGAGCAUGAGGACUUCAUUGAAGCUCCGGAUAGAGAUGAGGAACCUUUAACUGAACACAAUUAUGAAAAGUCCCAAGAGCCAGUUGACAGCACUGAACAAAGAAAUGAAAAUGAAGUAGAUACUUCAGAUUCUGUUACUGAACAUAAUGAAUCAGUAGAUGAGAGAGAACAUGCAGAAAGUCAUGCAACUGAUCAGCCUCGUGAGAAAGUUUCGGUGGGGAAUAUUGUGCUGCUUCAGUAAUGAGAAAGAAGGGAGGGUGAAGAAAGGCAGAGGGGAAGAGCACAUGGAGCAGAGAUAAAGGGAGAAAAAGAAGAGAAGGGAAGAGAGAAAGAAGGAAGGUCGAAGAACUGGCCCAAGCCUGUCAGCGGCCUGAGGGGAACGAGUGGUUAUGGAGGCGGCAGCAAGGAAGGGCCCGGUCAACCACUGCUGCUGUUUGGGGCUACUGAGGCCAUUGGUGCAGGUAGGCAAGCUAGAGACGGGCCUGGGCCUGUCAGCGGCCUGAGGGGAAUGAGUGAACAUGGUGGUGGUGGCAGCAGCAAGGAAGGGCCCAAUCAACCACGGCUGCUGCUUCUGGGGGAGGAGCAGGAGUGGGGCUUGGAUGAGGAGGUCUCUGGGGAUAGGGGGCUGCAGCUUUUGUCCAUAGGUGCCAGUAACGCU
Hemicordylus capensis (graceful crag lizard) is the source of this 1878-nucleotide messenger RNA. Its product is annotated as aspartyl/asparaginyl beta-hydroxylase-like. Gene Ontology annotation, molecular function: peptidyl-aspartic acid 3-dioxygenase activity. Gene Ontology annotation, cellular component: endoplasmic reticulum; membrane. The transcript has 18 exons. The coding region runs from base 202 to 1461 and encodes 419 amino acids. The record is from RefSeq and is a predicted model, not a curated record. Gene Ontology annotation, biological process: peptidyl-aspartic acid hydroxylation. Lineage: Eukaryota; Metazoa; Chordata; Lepidosauria; Squamata; Cordylidae.